Bemisia tabaci is the source of this 1487-nucleotide messenger RNA. Lineage: Eukaryota; Metazoa; Arthropoda; Insecta; Hemiptera; Aleyrodidae. The record is from RefSeq and is a predicted model, not a curated record.
GGGUGAUUUUUGUGUUUUCUGUUUUGUAUUGUUUUUAUCAAAUUUACUCAUUUUGAAAUAUUCAACUUCUUUCACGUAAAAAGUCUCUGAUUCGGAAGAAUCUUUGUAUUUACUAUUUGACCUCUCUCCUUAUAUGUUCAUUCAGAUUCGUGACUACUAAUGUUUGUUCGCUCUUUGGACCAUGCUUGUUUCUAAACUGCUCAAGCGAACUGAAGGAUUUAGAGACUCAUGGAAUUAUGAUUUGGCUAUCAAACGACUAGGACUGAUACAGUGCAGAUCUGAACCACCUUUGCAAACGGCUCCAAUAUUUUGUUGCAAGUUUUGCCCCACACCUGGACUCACAGAUAUUCUUGCCUAUGCAGAUGAAGAGGGAAAAGUAUUCAUCCUCAAUACGAAAAGUGAAGAAAAUUUCAACAGCCGGAGAAACAGGAAUUGUGAUGAAGUGAUUGCUAGUUUUGUUGCCCACUACAAUGCUAUCUUCGAUCUUGCCUGGUCAGCCACUAGUUAUAGACUUUUAAGUGCAUCUGGUGAUCAUGCUAUUCACUUAUGGGAUGUGAGAACGCAGGAGUGCAUAGCUGUUUUUAACAACUGUAAAAAAUCAAUCAAAACCGUCUCGUUCGAACCUGAAAGCGAUAAUGUGUUUGCUGUUGGAGGCCGCGACGGCAACAUAUAUGUUUGUGACAUACGAGAAAAUCCAGCACAUGCUGAUGGCCUUUCGAUCGAGUGUUCAGGUGAAAUCCCUCAGGCUCAUGGGUCCAUAGGACCUAUGAAACGGAAAAGACAGAACAAUGUAUUGCCUCCUCGCGCUGAAAGUAUAACUAAUGUUUGUUAUCAGGAUGAGCAUCAUCUUAUUUCUUGUGCAGACGGAGAUGGGCUCAUCAAAAUCUGGGACUUGAGGAACAUUCGCAGGAGGGGUCCAGGUUUGAAGCCACCGCAACCGUAUGAAACCUUAAAGCAUCCUGGAAACAAUAGUCUCAAAGGUUUUACAAGUCUAGCAGUAAGCCCAACAGGAAUAUGCUUGUAUGCCAGUUGCUAUGACAGUCAUAUCUAUUGUUACAACAUAUCCACUUAUGACCAAGAGCCAAUGUAUUCUUAUACGGGACAUGAAGGCAGCUCUUACUAUGUCAAGAUUACCUUGAGCCCUGAUGGGCAUUAUUUACUCUCAGGUUCGAAGGAUUCCUCCGCCUAUAUUUGGAGGGUCGACACCUCUCCGUGGCCUAUCGUUACUUUACCAGAUCAUGUUGGAGAAGUAACGGCAGUUGCUUGGUCUCAGGAUAUCAACUCAUAUUUUAAAAUCGUUGCCUGCUCAGAUGAGCCCAGUCCUGCUAUAUGGCGAGUGGAAACAAAUAUCACUGAUAAAUCAUCUGAUCUCACCGUUAUUCGAUCAGCGCAGACCUAUGAAGUUCCUGAGUCGGCCAAGAUACAACCGUUGCCAAAUUUACCUUUGCAGUACGAAAAAAUUUUGAAAGUGCUCCCUGUCUCCGAAG